Mucor velutinosus is the source of this 2400-nucleotide messenger RNA. RefSeq lists its product as uncharacterized. NCBI's taxonomy places the organism in Eukaryota, Fungi, Mucoromycota, Mucoromycetes, Mucorales, Mucoraceae. Gene Ontology annotation, biological process: carbohydrate metabolic process. Gene Ontology annotation, molecular function: chitosanase activity. The transcript has 11 exons. The record is from RefSeq and is a predicted model, not a curated record. The coding region runs from base 1 to 2400 and encodes 799 amino acids. Gene Ontology annotation, cellular component: extracellular region.
AUGACACGUAGUCCUCAUGAAUGCCCAUUCUCAUGUCGUUACAACGGCCCAUCUUGCUGCCCGUUUCUAGGACAACCUGUGUGCGAACCUCCGUGUCAAACAUUUGCUCCUUGUAAAGUGACACCAUGUCCAGCAGAAUGCCCUGACAGUUGUCAGUACCCAGAUGCAGAUUACUGCUGUCCUAAAAGCGGUACAGCAGUUUGCAACAGCAAUGCAUUCGACAAACGUGCAUUAGGAUAUCUGAGUGGUGGUCUUCCAGAGGGUGUCGAAUUAUACGCUGGAAACAUGCCUGCUGCUGGCAUGGAUGAUGAUGAUGAUAAUAUCUGGGGUUAUCAAAGCUUUGGAUUAGGUGUUCAGGCAUAUCAGGAUUUUCCACGAGAAGAAUAUCUCCACCAACACCAUCAUGAUCAUGCUUAUUACCAUGGCGAUGGUAAUUAUGGUCAUAAGACAAAAGGCGGAUGUCCCACCUGCGCAAAAACCGUGACAGAUGUGAGUGUCCAGCUAGAGUUUGUCACGACCACCCGAGAGCCUGGAAAGCCUAUUGAAUGUGGUCAUUAUAUUGAGCCUUGUCCUUAUGAAUGUCCAUUCAAUUGUAUAUAUCCCAUGAAUGAGCCUUGCCCGUUCAUGCAGAAGCCGUGGUGUCCUAGCAUAUUGGAUCAGACAGCCCUGCCAGAGGAAGAUUGCGACACUAUAUACAACACGGAAGGAUACCCAUAUCCUUAUUUCCCAAGUUAUGAUCCUUAUUACGAAAUCUUUACUUCAAUAUUGAAUCGAUCGGGUGUCACAUCAACGCCUUCCUUUGUAACAGACCAGCCUACAGAGGCGCCUGCAGUAUUCUGUCCUUUAAUCUUCAUUAUGUGUCCUAAAGAAUGCCCUGACACUUGCCUCAGGCAAAACGUACUAUGCUCAUUCACCCACGAAGGAUACUGCCCUGGCAAUGAGCCACCUGCAUUGCCAUCAUCCGAAGCUUCACAAGAAGUAACGACUCCAGGCGAAACCACACUCUCUGAUGGAGCUAUUAUAUGCCCUCCGUACAUGCUAGCAUGUCCUUACUGUCCUAACGGAUACUCGUGUAUAAGAGAAACCACUGGAUACUGUCCUAAUACCAACGUGCCUUACUGCUUCUCAACAGCAACUGCUGAACCUGUAGUCAUUCCAACAGCUGCACCUCUAUUUGAGUUCUAUCCUGAACCCUAUCCUCCUCAACCGACACAUUGGAGAGGUUGGGAGCAAUUUGAUAAUCUACCAGAGGACUUGAUAUACCACGCCAUGAGCCUCUUUAGCCGCAGCAGCAGUGGCGAUGAUGAUGUUAGUGCAUCUACAUCUAAUUUCUAUACCCCUGAACAACUAAAAUACUACGUGAAGGAGGAGGAGGAGAAUCAAGAUAUCUGUCUAAGAAAUGGCUUUAUCCGAAUUGCGUCAAAGCAGAUUUUUGAUCAAGUGCAAUCAUCGCGCUCCUUUCAGCAAGAAUUGGAUGAAGUGGUAUACCAAAACUGUCGCAAUCGCUACCAACCUCACCCAGCCAUGUGCAACAAGUUUGAUUUCAUGUCAAGCGAAGAGGCUGUGAAAAAGGGCUGUAUUGUUCCUAAAAAUGGCACAACAUUCUAUGACUUGAAUGAUCUGCCUCAGGUUACUGAAAUGAAUGUGAAUACGAUCAAGAUGGCUAGCUUGAUUACAAAUGUAUUUGAAGAUGGCGAUUCCAAUUUCGCAUUUGCUUCAUGCUCAGAUAUCCACGAUCUAAGAGGGUUUACCAGUGGUUACGCAGGGUUCACUACUGGCACAGGAGAUUCAGAAACUUUGAUUCAAUUAUUCUCUCAAAACUACCCAAAUAAUCGACUUGAACGAUUCUUGCCCAGGUGCCAUGAAAUCAGUAGCCUACCUCAUUGCGAUCGUCAAAGCCGUGGUACAACACAAGGCUUGGAGCAAUUCUGCACAGCAUGGAAAGAAGAGGCUUGCGAUGUUAGUGGAGCAUUUGCCAAAAUGCAACGCCAAUGGGUGUUUGAACACUACAUGAUCCCUAGCGCAAGAUACGCUGCUCAGAAUGGCGUUACAUCUGCGUUGGGGCAAGCUAUAUUCUAUGAUACAAUCAUUCAACACGGGUUCCAAUAUGUUGAGCCCGACAUUAAUAUUGUUAGAGUCUUGACAUUGACAGGUCCAAGAAUGAGAUUAGAGAGUGAAAAAGACUAUUUGACAAGAUUUAUCACAACUCGAAGAGAGCUUCAAUGUUGUUAUCCUGAUAAAGUGUGGCCAGCAAGCGCUAGUCGCAGUGCAGAUUUCCAAAGUUUAAUUGAUGAUUUUGAAAAAUACAAAAAUCUGGAUGUUCCUGUUCCCCUUAUCAAGUUUGGGAGAGAAAUUACAGGGAACGAGAAUUUAGAAAGAGAUGAAAAACAUUGCAAGUAA